AUGAUAAAAUGGAAACUACGGGCAAUUGUUGGUUGUAAACAUCCAAAACGAACAUAUAGUAACUCAAUUGGUGAAGAUGAAAUAUCAACAUGGGAUUUGGUUGAUGAUACAGAUGCUAUCAAUCUUGUAGCAUUUAGUUUAGAUUCAUAUAUAAUGUCGAAUAAAUUAGUUGAAGGACAAGUAUCAUAUGAAUUCGAUGAUUUAUCAAUUCGAACUGUUGAUAAUCUUUACAAAAAAUUACCUCAUGCAUAUCAAUUAAUUGUAAAUAAGGCAACUAAAGUACGAGAAAUUAUUAUGUCAUUUAAUUAUCAAUUGACAUAUAAUUUCAUCCAUUUGAAUGAAAUCGAAAUAUUACCAUUGAAUUCAAUAAUUGAUGCUCACAUGAAAGUCUUAAGAGAUUAUAGAAUUACAGUAGGAAAUACAAAUGGUAAUUCAUGGACUCGACGGGAACUUCAUGUUGCUCAAGAUGGUGCUCAUAUCAGAUUAACAUUAUGGAAUGAACAGGUUUUAUUAUAUCUACGGUUAUUUAUUUUAACUCUUUCUUUUUUAUUAGGCUAA
Messenger RNA from Rotaria sordida, 558 nucleotides. The record is from the annotation of a GenBank genome assembly. NCBI's taxonomy places the organism in Eukaryota, Metazoa, Rotifera, Eurotatoria, Philodinida, Philodinidae.